This is a messenger RNA of Tupaia belangeri chinensis (Chinese tree shrew), 3486 nucleotides long. RefSeq names its product nuclear VCP like (gene NVL). The record is from RefSeq and is a predicted model, not a curated record. Bases 506 to 3079 code for a protein of 857 amino acids. Gene Ontology annotation, cellular component: nucleus. Gene Ontology annotation, biological process: ribosome biogenesis. Gene Ontology annotation, molecular function: ATP binding; RNA binding; ATP hydrolysis activity. Lineage: Eukaryota; Metazoa; Chordata; Mammalia; Scandentia; Tupaiidae. The transcript has 23 exons.
AUACAGAUUUAAUCAUUCCCAGCAUCUAUAGACUAUGAUAAACUAACUUUGCAUCCGAACGGGGUGUGCCCAGAUUGUGACAAGCGAAACCACGUUUACACAGAUUCUGCAGACUGCACGCGGGUGCAGGAAUGAUUCUGCAGAUUGCAUGCAGGUGCAGGAACCUCCCGCUGCCGCUUCGGGCCAGAGUUCACCCAGCUGGGAACCAAUAAAGAUGAGCGUGUUCUGGGGGGAGGGGGGUCCUAGUCAGUCAGGGGCUGUUGGACAUGCCUGUAAAAUAAGCUUCCUGUAAACACCCUUAAAUUUUCUAAUUUUCUUCUUCUCCUCAGUACUUACUUAGUCCUCUUCCGUUUAGUAUUUCUGUCUUGAGGAGAACAGAGCAGACUAGACAGGGCGGGGAGCUUUUCGGGUGCAAUUGGCCUGGCGAUCGCGGCGGGCAGCCCGUAGGAGGUCCCCGGCUCACGUGUAGCUGGCCGCGGAGGCUCUAUCCUGAGAAGCAGAAGCGAUGAAGCCCAGACCUGCGGCGUAUGUGGAUAAUAAGCUCAAGCAGCGAGUCAUCCAGUACCUCACAAGUAACAGAUGUGGCAAAUAUGUGGACAUUGGAGCCUUAGCAUCUGAUUUGCAAAGAAUGUACAGUAUAGACUAUGGUCGAAGAAAAAGAAAUGCAUUUAGGAUACAGGUGGAAAAAGUAUUCAACAUAAUUAGUAGUGAGAAAGAAUUUAAGAAUCUAACAGAACUAGAAGAUGAGCAUCUGGCCAAAAGGGCAAGGCAAGGUGAAGAGGAUAAUGAGUACACUGAAAUUUAUUCUGAUGAAGACUCAAAUAUGGAAGACUACCCAGAUCCACAGUCAGCAAAUCACAUGAACAGUUCCCUGCUCUCUUUAUAUCGGAAAGGACAUACUGAUUCUGUUUCAAAUACACCUGAGACGGAGCAAAGAGAAACCACCGCUUCCACACCACGGAUAACUUCCAAAACAGGCUCCUUUCCUCUGAAGACCCCUACCAGAGAUUCUGAGGGAGGAUGGUUUAUUGACAAAACCCCAAGUGGAAGGAAAGAUCGUUUUUCCUUGGACCUAUCAGAUGAGAAAAGUAAUAAGAAGCCAAUGACCAAGAUACAGGAUUCAAAAGAUUCUUCCCUCCUGGAGAGUGAUAAAAAGCAGAAGGGCAGGCUAAACAGCAGAGGUAGCAAAAGGAGGAAAGAAGAUCUCCAGGAAGUAGAUGGAGAAAUAGAAGCCGUUCUACAAAAGAAAGUUAAAGCCAAGGGGCUAGAAAUGCAGAUGUCCAGUGUGAAGUUCGAAGAUGUUGGAGGCAAUGAUGCAACAUUGAAAGAAGUCUGCAAGAUGCUCAUCCACAUGCGUCACCCAGAGGUGUACCAGCACCUGGGUGUCGUGCCCCCUCGCGGAGUUCUUCUUCAUGGGCCACCAGGCUGUGGGAAGACAUUACUUGCACACGCAAUUGCUGGGGAGCUUGACCCCCCCCUGCCGAUCCUGAAAGUGGCUGCUCCAGAAAUUGUCUCUGGAGUUUCUGGAGAGUCUGAGCAGAAGCUGAGGGAACUAUUUGAGCAAGCUGUGUCAAAUGCACCCUGUAUUGUCUUCAUUGAUGAAAUUGAUGCUAUUACUCCCAAAAGAGAAGUUGCUUCAAAAGAUAUGGAACGAAGAAUUGUAGCCCAGCUCCUAACCUGCAUGGAUGAACUGAAUAACGUGGCUGCUACAGCUCGGGUCCUAGUUAUUGGAGCUACUAACCGACCAGACUCAUUAGACCCUGCUUUGAGACGCGCAGGAAGGUUCGACCGAGAAAUUUGCUUGGGAAUCCCAGAUGAAGCAUCUAGGGAAAGAAUACUUCAGACUUUGUGCAGAAAACUGAGACUCCCUGCAACUUUUAAUUUUGGUCACUUAGCACACCUAACACCAGGCUUUGUUGGUGCUGAUCUGAUGGCUCUCUGCCGAGAGGCAGCCAUGUGUGCAGUCAAUAGGGUCUUAAUGAAGCUACAGGAACAGCAGGAGAAAGAUCCUGGGGUGCAAGAUUUGCUCUCCCAAGGAGGCCCAGAGGAGAGGCUGGGGACCAAGCCCACUUCUGCGACACAGGAUGAAUUGCAAAGGCUGCUGCAGUUGCUAAGAGACCAAGAUCCUCUCUCAGAGGAGCAGAUGCAAGGAUUGUGCAUUGAAUUGAAUGAUUUCAUUGUUGCCCUGUCCUCAGUUCAGCCCUCUGCUAAAAGGGAAGGCUUUGUCACUGUCCCUAAUGUGACCUGGGCAGACAUUGGUGCCCUGGAGGAUAUUAGAGAGGAGCUCACCAUGGCAAUAUUGGCCCCAGUUCGUAGUCCAGACCAGUUCAGAGCUCUUGGAUUGCUGACUCCAGCUGGAGUCCUCCUUGCUGGUCCUCCUGGCUGUGGGAAAACUCUCUUGGCGAAGGCUGUGGCAAAUGAAUCUGGACUAAAUUUUAUUUCUGUCAAGGGUCCUGAAUUAUUAAAUAUGUAUGUUGGUGAGAGUGAACGUGCAGUACGACAGGUUUUUCAACGAGCCAAGAACUCUGCACCUUGUGUGAUAUUCUUUGAUGAAGUAGAUGCUUUAUGUCCUCGAAGAUCAGACCGAGAGACAGGAGCAAGCGUUCGAGUGGUAAACCAGCUACUCACAGAAAUGGAUGGUCUGGAAACACGUCAGCAGGUUUUUAUUAUGGCAGCCACCAACAGGCCAGACAUCAUCGACCCUGCAAUCCUGCGCCCAGGCCGGCUGGACAAAACACUCUUUGUGGGCUUGCCUCCCCCAGCAGAUCGCCUUGCCAUCCUAAAAACCAUCACAAGAGACGGCACCAAACCCCCAUUGGAUGCAGACGUAAAUUUGGAAGCCAUUGCUGGUGACCCUCGCUGUGAUUGCUAUACAGGUGCUGAUCUCUCUGCUUUGGUACGGGAAGCUUCCAUCUGUGCCCUGAAACAGGAAAUGGCAAGACAAAAGAGUGGAAAUGAAAAAGGUGAACUCAAGGUUAAUCAUAAACACUUUGAAGAAGCUUUCAAGAAAGUAAAGCCAUCUAUAUCCAAAAAGGAUCAAGUGAUGUAUGAAGCUCUACAGCAGUCCCUGUGCCGAUGACAUCUCCAGCUACCCCCGUGGGGGAGUUCUGUACAUCUAGCCAGCAGAGAAGCCCACACGUCUAAGAUGUCCACUCAGCUUGAUACACAUGUGGUCUCAUGUAAGCAUUUAUUUUCCAACUAUGAGACCAAAUUGGCACUGAAAAUUCAUCUGGCCAGCCCAUAUGAAAAUGAUCUAUUUACUUUUUUUAAGAGAAAAACUUUUUUAACUUCUUUAAUAAAUUACUUUUUUCAAAUAAAAUUUUUAUUUUGAACAAUCUUGACCAUAGAGAAGAGUUAUGAAGAACUUUUUUCCCCUGCACCAUCUGAUAAUAAAUGACUAACCUGAGACCCACAUCACUUCCUAAUGCUUUCAUGUGUUUUACCUACGCAUCAGAUAUCCUCCUACACAGCCAACCAUCAAAAUCA